Molecule: messenger RNA, 1688 nt
Organism: Kogia breviceps (pygmy sperm whale)
Lineage: Eukaryota; Metazoa; Chordata; Mammalia; Artiodactyla; Physeteridae
Gene: DUSP14
Product: dual specificity phosphatase 14
Biological process (GO): protein dephosphorylation
Cellular component (GO): cytoplasm
Molecular function (GO): MAP kinase tyrosine/serine/threonine phosphatase activity
Source: RefSeq, a predicted model, not a curated record
GGCGCGCGCGCGGCGGCCAGCCCGCAGAAGCCGGGAGCAGCGCACGAAGGAAGAGCGUCAGCCGCGAGCCCGGGCGAGCCGAUCUGAGUUGUAUCCACUCUGAUCAGCACUCACUCACUUAGGACUUUCCAGACGCAGGACUUCAGAGUAAUCAGACUCCUCAAGAAAGUGACUGUAAUUUCCAGUUCCUUGGUGGAGGAAAACAAAAACACUCUGGUCUUGCUUCCAAUGAUGCAAGUGUGAUUGCUGGCGUCUUCAUGAGCUCCAGAGGUCACAGCACGCUACCACGGACUCUCAUGGCCCCUCGGAUGAUUUCUGAGGGAGACAUUGGAGGCAUUGCUCAAAUCACUUCCUCGCUCUUCCUGGGCAGAGGCAGUAUAGCGUCCAACCGGCACCUCCUCCAGGCUCGUGGCAUCACCUGCAUUGUUAAUGCUACCAUCGAGAUCCCCAAUUUCAACUGGCCCCAGUUUGAAUAUGUUAAAGUGCCUCUGGCUGACAUGCCUCAUGCCCCCAUUGGACUAUACUUUGACACCGUGGCCGACAAGAUCCACAGCGUGAGCAGGAAACACGGGGCCACCUUGGUGCACUGUGCCGCAGGGGUCAGCCGCUCGGCCACGCUCUGCAUCGCAUACCUGAUGAAGUACCACAAUGUGUGCCUGCUGGAGGCGUACACCUGGGUGAAAGCCCGGAGGCCCGUCAUCAGGCCCAACGUGGGCUUCUGGAGGCAGCUGAUAGACUACGAGCGCCAGCUCUUUGGGAAGUCGACAGUUAAAAUGGUACAGACACCUUACGGCAUAGUUCCAGACGUUUACGAGAAGGAGUCCCGACACCUGACGCCUUACUGGGGGAUAUAAGUCACCAAAGCCUGCAUCAGCAGCGCCUCGAGCCGCGCCAGCGUCUGCCCCCCCUCCUCACCUUUCUUUCCAAAUGGCUGACUUCUGGUUCUCCCUGAAGUGUUUUUUUACACUGGGUGUUCAUAUCUAUCUAAAGAGAGAAGGGAGGGAGGGGAGGAACGUAAGAGGAAUGCUUUCAUGGCUACUGACAUUUUUAAAACUAACAUUUUGGAAUAGUGUUUAUGAAAAUCUUUAACUGGCUUUUAAUCAUUUUUAACAAUUUGAACAGUUUAAUAAACUGGCUCAGCUCUAUUCUCAAUCCCAUGCCUUUUGGCACCAUGGGAGGAGCUCAGCGCAAAAAUCACUUUGGGCCCUGAUUAACCCUUUAGAUACAAGCUUUGCCCAAGGCUGCCGACCAAACAAAUGCUUAGGGAACAUUGAUACCAGUGUCAGUCUCUACUGGAUCAGCCCUCUUUCCUUUCCCCCUAUUAUUUAGUGACUGUAAAUUAAAAAAACAAGCCUUUAUUAUUUAGCUGUUAAGUAAUUAUAAUGAAACCUGCUGCAAACACCCUGUUGGAAUCAAUGUGCCCCAGGACUAUAUUAGCAUUAUUUUUAAUAAAUAUAUCUGCUUAACAUAUUGGCAUUUUUACUGAUAAGAAUUUCAGGGUGUGUGUGUGUGUGGAUAAGGGAAGAAAGAUGCUCUCCAAUAGCUAGUAAGUAAAAUAUGGCUCCUGUGAUAAUUAUGAAUGCUCCUUAAACCAGACAUCCCACUUGAAUCAUGUCAGCAUUGCCCAUCCUUGCAGACGGGCAGAUAUUAACAUCAUUCACAGUGUUGGAACAGUAGAAAACAGCACA